Hibiscus syriacus is the source of this 885-nucleotide messenger RNA. Its product is annotated as phosphoprotein ECPP44-like. The record is from RefSeq and is a predicted model, not a curated record. Gene Ontology annotation, biological process: response to water. Bases 119 to 760 code for a protein of 213 amino acids. Lineage: Eukaryota; Viridiplantae; Streptophyta; Magnoliopsida; Malvales; Malvaceae. Gene Ontology annotation, cellular component: membrane. The transcript has 2 exons.
UUCUUCUCCCAGAAUCAUCAAUUUGGCAGCCAACUUUGUAUUAAGUGAGAAGUGAUCAUUAGCCAGCUUCGGUUGAUCGUUUAUAUUUCUUGUGGUUUAGUUUCUGUUUGAUCUGAAAAUGGCGGAGGAGCAUGCCAACAAGGUGGCCGGGUCCGAUGAGCAAGGAGCAGUGGAGAGCAAGGACCGAGGGAUGUUUGAUUUCCUGGGGAAGAAAAAGGAGAAGGCUGAGCCUCAACAUGAAGCGGUGGCCACUGAGUUCGACAAAGUCAAGAUAGAAGAGACAAAGGCAGAGAAGGAACACAAGGAAGGUGAGAAGAAGCCCAGUCUCCUCGAGAAGCUUCACCGAUCGGAUAACAGCUCCAGCUCUUCCAGUGACGAGGAAGAAGGUGAAGGCGGGGAGAAGAAGAAGAAGAAGGAGAAGAAAGGAUUGACGGAGAAGAUCAAAGAGAAGAUCGGUGGAGAAAAGAAAGAAGGUGACACCGCCGUCCCGGUGGAGAAGUGCGAUUCGGAAACGACGGAGAAGGGUGUCAUGGAAAAGAUCAAAGAGAAAAUCCCCAUGCAACACAAGAAAGAUGAAGAGGUUAAAGCGCCGCCCCUAGCUGCUACUGUAUCAGCUGAGAAAGUUACGGUGGUGCACCAUGAAGAAGAGUUGCAGGAGAAGAAGGGAUUUUUGGAGAAAAUCAAGGAGAAGAUUCCUGGUUACCACACCAAAACUGAGGACGAUAAAGUCAAGGAGAAAGAGACCACUGCUUCCCAUUAAACACUCGAUACUCUAUAUUUCAAUUAAAAAAAUGUCUAUGGGAUUGCUUCUUUUUUGUUUUGCUUACAUAUUUCAUGUUUGUGUUUUGUGUUCUGUUGCAAGUAAAAAAAGUGUGUUACUUUAAA